This is a messenger RNA of Porites lobata, 1023 nucleotides long. Lineage: Eukaryota; Metazoa; Cnidaria; Anthozoa; Scleractinia; Poritidae. The record is from the annotation of a GenBank genome assembly.
GUGCAAUAUCAUCAGCUGAAAAUAGUAUAGUAAUGGCUAAAACUUUCUGAGAUCGAAGAACGUCCAUUUUGUUAUUUAACCAUCAGGGUCAGGAAGAAAGACACAAGGUAUCAACAAAGAUUCUUCUAAGUAGUAAUGGUGAAAAGAGAAGGCGAAAAUCCAAGCGAAAGAAGGACUAGACCAAGAUACUCAAAGAGCAAAGAUGGCGUGUCUAAGUCUGAAGAAGACUCAUCGUCUUCCUACAAGAACCUUGCCUUUCUUUGCCUCCUAGUUUUUCCAUCGCUGGCGUGGCUUUUCGCUGUCGGCAGUGAUGCUAUUUCUAAUCUUGGCUUCGUUUUGGGAACUCACUCCAACGUUUUUGUUGUCUUGGGGUCGUUGAUUAUUCCGUUGAUCGCAGCAUAUUUCUUCAAACCUCUUCGAGGUUUUGUGAAGUUGUUGAUCCCAGUUAUGGUGGCAGUGCUUUUCCUCCCCACUUUUCAAGUAUAUCUAUGCUCUCCCCUAGAAAUCAAGAACGAAAACAUUGGAACGAAAUACAGUUUGAAAAUAACAGCUGCCGUAUUUCUUCAACAAGCAUGCGAGGAUAUAUGCCUGAAAAAAUCCAAAAUACCUUCACCGUAUUCUCUGACGUUCUUCACACCUCGAGUUUCCUUGAAAGUCAAGUUUAACCAAAUCGUCGAUUUGAACAUAACAACUUCAGCUCUUGUUGGCGGAGAAAAACUUCCGCUGGCUAAAAUUGUACUUCUGAAAUCCUGGCGUAGCGUAAAAGGGAAGUACUUUGCUUUGCACAUUAUAACAAGAGUUCCUGUCAAGAUCAAGAAAUUUGAAGAGGGGUUGUCAGCCAAAAAGGGAAUGAUUUUAUCUGGAAGGAUUGAGAGUAUUCCUACAGAUCUCAAGAACCUCCGCAGUGAGUUAGAAAAGCAAAAACAUUUUGUCAGACCCUUUGUCUUGGAAGUAUUCAGAGCAGCAGAAAUGGAAGAAUGAGCAAUGUGUGAAAGAUAGGAUACUCAUAAAUCACCCUAAUGU